AUGGCGGCGUCUCGUCGCUCUUCCCAGCAGCAAAAGCAGAGCAUAUCCUCGCCACCUCGCAGUACUUCUCUUUCACUCACUCCUCCGGGAUCUCCUCCCGUUCCCGGUGGUGGAAUAAUUUCGGUACCAGUGGGUGCUGAAGUAGACAGCGCUGGGGAUCCAGAGUUAACUCCGGCCUCCCCCGAUAUCCCCGCCCCGGCCCUGAGCAGUAGCAGCAGCUCCACUACCACCGGGGGUAGCAGCAGCGCUGGCUCGAGUCCUGACUCCGGUAGCAAUAGCAGCCCCGGGGGCAGCGACUGCGGGACAAGCGGGGCUUUCAGAGAGCUGUUUGAAGCCUGUCGCAAUGGGGACGUAUCGCGGGUGAAGAGGUUGGUGGAUACGGUUAACGUGAAUGCCAAGGACAUGGCUGGGCGAAAAUCCACUCCGCUACACUUCGCUGCAGGUAACGUCGAUGGCGAAUGCUCGCUAUGAGCUGGUUUGUUUAGCUUACAUAGUUAGCCAACUACUUGAGUAGAUUGCUAACUAUCUAACUAGCAACAUUUUCUUACACUAACUUUUGCAAGAUCGAUUGCUCAGAUAGUUUGUUAGCCAACAAACUUCGCGUACUAGUUCGGUAACGUUAGCCUAGCUAGGUUAGGCUAGCUUGUCGAAAAUGCUGAGCCAGUUAGCCAACAUUUUGAGUCAGAGAGGGGUUGGCAAGUACCUCAACUCCACAAUGAUUUCAUCCACGGAGUUAAGAGCAGAUGCGUUUUUUAAAUGAACCUCCGACUCCUUCGAGUCGAUAUGCACUAGAUACUUUAAUAAAAAAUAAAUAAAAAUAUAGCUAAAACCGUACCAUAUACCUAUGUUUGUCCUCUAUUGUUGCGUGCGUUUUCUUAAUUUUCUGAAAUCCACACUUUUUAAUAAAACGAUAAUCAAAUUUAACCACCGACUGUUUCCUUGUUGAGAUUCACUGAGUUGCCACCUUAGAGAAAAAGCAUUGAGGAAACAGUCUGGUGGUUGUAUUUAUUAAUAUGCACGUUUUAUUAAAAAGUAUGGAUUUAAGCAAACAAAGAAAGGUAUGCUACAACAGGACAAAGUCUAUCGACACCAAGGAGUCAGAGGUUCAUUAAAAAACGUUCGUCUGUGCUCAACUCCGUGGAUGAAGUCAUCGUGGAGUUGAGGAUCUAUGGGAGGGGGCACUGUAUUAGCCACCAAGUUGUAAGCAAAACUCACAGGCCUUUCCAGGCAGCCAGCAUCAUUUGGAAUGAAUCUAAAACAAGUAUAACUAACUAUCUAGUUAGUUGGCUUGGUAAGAUAUGCUUGCAUUAAACCAGGAACUUAAAACAUGGCAGACAUAAUAAACAAACCAUACUGAGUUAGUAGAUGUGACACAACCAGUAUGUCUUCUCAUAAAAAACUAUAAAAUAAAUAUGUUAAACAAUGAUUGCAGGUUGUGUUUCACAGUUUUAGAGACCCAUUUGUGUAUGGAUGACAAACACACCUUACACAAUCUUUCCACUUUUUAGGAUUUGGGAGGAAGGAUGUUGUGGAGCACCUCCUUCAGACAGGUGCCAACGUUCAUGCCCGUGAUGACGGAGGUUUGAUCCCUCUGCAUAACGCCUGCUCCUUUGGUCAUGCUGAGGUGGUCAGCCUGCUCCUCUGUCAGGGUGCUGACCCAAACGCCCGGGACAACUGGAACUACACACCUCUCCACGAAGCUGCCAUCAAGGGCAAAAUAGACGUGUGCAUCGGUAAGAAACAUCUAUGA
Molecule: messenger RNA, 1750 nt
Organism: Coregonus sp. 'balchen'
Lineage: Eukaryota; Metazoa; Chordata; Actinopteri; Salmoniformes; Salmonidae
Source: the annotation of a GenBank genome assembly